AAUGCAUUACAAAAAGAUUGGGCAAAUAAUGUGGACAACUAUGCUCAAACAAGGGGUCAAGACAGCAACUUUCAUGAUUAAACCCCUCACAUUUUCACCAACCACACUCUCACCGCCACCACCGCCACCACCUUCACUCCUCCGCUCAUUUCUCCGGCCAACCACCACCAUGACCACAAACCAACAACCACCCACCAAUCUUGACGAAAUCUUCAAGCAAAAACGGACACUUCGAACCAAAGUCCGUAAGGCCCUUAAGUCAAUGGACCCAUCUCUUCGAUCUCAAGAAGACUAUGCAAUUCAGAGGUUGGUUUUGGAAGCUCCAUGGUUUAAGUGUAGCAAGAGAUUAUGUGCUUAUAUAAGUUGCAGUGCUUUACGUGAAGUUGAUACUUCUAUGUUGCUGAGGGAAAUUUUGCGAAAUUCCGAAAAAGAUGGUGGUGAUCAGACUGCGAAAAAGCUUUAUGUUCCGCGUGUGGAGGACAAGAAUAGUCACAUGCGAAUGCUCAACAUUUCAAGCAUGGAUGAUCUGAUUGCAAACUCUAUGAAUAUUUUAGAACCAGCUCCUGUAGAUAGUCUUGGAAAUUCACGGGAAGAUGUAUUGCAGGCAAGUGAUCCAGUUGAUUUACUCCUCCUGCCUGGACUUGCAUUUGAAAAAUCUGGAAAACGCUUGGGCCGUGGUGGAGGUUAUUAUGACACCUUUCUAAGAAAAUAUCAAGAGCUUGCAAAGGAAAAGAACUGGAAGCAGCCUCUCCUCGUUGCACUCUCUUACUCCGUACAAAUCAUGGACGAAGGGGAAAUACCUGUAACUGAACAUGAUGUAUUGGUGGACGCCCUUGUGACUCCAUCUGGAAUGAUUCCCAUUACCCCUUCUGCUUUAGAUAGAAUGCAGAGUUAGCACUGGACUUUCAAAUCACACUUUCACGCUUCUUUGAUGGAUAUCUUUAAAAUACUUAAACUGGUUGCGUUAUAGAACGGCAUAAUGAAAAUUGCGGUUUUAGGUUGUAUUUUCUGAGUGUAACCAGCAAACUUGAUGUAUCUGAAAAUUUACAGAUUGAAAGAUUGUCAUGCGUUGUUUUAUUUUGUUUCUCAAAAGUUUUUGGACAUACUUGCAUAAUGAAAUGGAAGUACUUACAGUUCUGAGUUA
Mercurialis annua (annual mercury) is the source of this 1144-nucleotide messenger RNA. Its product is annotated as 5-formyltetrahydrofolate cyclo-ligase, mitochondrial. The record is from RefSeq and is a predicted model, not a curated record. Gene Ontology annotation, molecular function: 5-formyltetrahydrofolate cyclo-ligase activity. Gene Ontology annotation, biological process: folic acid-containing compound biosynthetic process; tetrahydrofolate interconversion. The coding region runs from base 2 to 895 and encodes 297 amino acids. Lineage: Eukaryota; Viridiplantae; Streptophyta; Magnoliopsida; Malpighiales; Euphorbiaceae. Gene Ontology annotation, cellular component: mitochondrion. The transcript is spliced from 8 exons.